AACCAAUGAAAACAAAAUUUGCAACCCAAACUCUUACAAACCAAUUUGGAAGUGCAUCUUCUGAACUCAAACUCAUUGGAAGACAAUGGCAAAAGCUAUCAUGGGAUUCACCAUUACCACUCCACAUAUUCACAGCUCUUCUCUCCAAACAACAAAAUUGGACAUGAGUUGCUCAUCAACCAGAUUUCUUAGGCAGUCUUCAAGCUCUGAACUUUUCAGUGGGUGCAAGCAGAUCGUAGGGAAAAAAAGCAAAAGAGCCUCUUUCUGCAGAACAAAUGCUUUCCCAGACUGGCCUCUAAUGGCAGUUCUUGUGGAACACAUAGAAGGCCAGAGAGACCUCAUAACCCACAAAUCUAUCGUGCAUCUCAGUGAUGAAAACAUAAAGAAUGUCUAUACUUUUUACAUCAUGUUCACUUGUUGGGGAUGCUUGUUCUUUGGUUCCAUGAAGGAUCCAUACUAUGAUUCAGAGACGUAUAGAGGAGAUGGAGGGGAUGGCACUGGAUUCUGGAUUUAUGAGAAGCAAGAAGACAUAGAAGAAUCAGCAAGAGCAGAGUUGUGGAGGGAGGAGCUGAUUGAGGAGAUAGAGCAGAAGGUUGGAAGUCUAAGAGAAUUAGAAGAGGCUGGCAAGAAGGAGGAGCUUGUCAAGUGAAUCAUCAUGCAUUGUUUAAUAUUCUUCCACAGUUCCACUUCCAGCUCUUCAAACAUCCAGACGUUAUUGUAUUUAUAUAUACCAUGUUUGUAGAUAGUUAAAUUCUCAUGAAAAUAAACACCAACUUUUGGAGAUUAUGAUGAAGUUGUUGCAAUUUUAAUUGUCAUGAAUUCAGCGGUCCGUCUGCGUGCCA
This is a messenger RNA of Malus domestica (apple), 842 nucleotides long. Its product is annotated as photosynthetic NDH subunit of subcomplex B 4, chloroplastic-like. Gene Ontology annotation, biological process: photosynthetic electron transport in photosystem I. Lineage: Eukaryota; Viridiplantae; Streptophyta; Magnoliopsida; Rosales; Rosaceae. The record is from RefSeq and is a predicted model, not a curated record. Gene Ontology annotation, cellular component: chloroplast thylakoid membrane; NAD(P)H dehydrogenase complex (plastoquinone).